Messenger RNA from Anolis sagrei ordinatus, 1799 nucleotides. RefSeq names its product sideroflexin 2 (gene SFXN2). Gene Ontology annotation, biological process: monoatomic ion transport; serine import into mitochondrion. Gene Ontology annotation, molecular function: monoatomic ion transmembrane transporter activity. The record is from RefSeq and is a predicted model, not a curated record. Gene Ontology annotation, cellular component: mitochondrial inner membrane. NCBI's taxonomy places the organism in Eukaryota, Metazoa, Chordata, Lepidosauria, Squamata, Anolidae.
UCAUUGGCUGAGAAAAGCCACGCGUCCCGGAGGGAAGGGAGCUCAACCCACGUGCGCGAGAAAAGAGGGCGCGAGUGCGCGCGCUGAGUGGCCCCCCGCUGGGAUGCAGUGUCUCAUCUGUAAGAGGACCUGUCAUUCCAUUAUCAUCAUGUUGUCUUAGAUGCCAAAUCCAAGUGUUUACCUAAUCAGCCUUAUCUAUGUGUGUGUUGACCUCAUUAAAGAAUUCUGAAAAGAUUGUGAAAUGACUGACAGUGUUACCACAUUUACUAUUGACGCCCCUCGCUGGGAGCAGAACACCUUCAUAGGACGCCUAAAGCACUUUUUCAACAUCACAGAUCCUAGGACGCUACUGGUGUCGGAACAUGAACUGGAUUCAGCAAAAGCAUUGGUGGAAAGCUGCAGGGCAGGCACCGUGCCUCCAGGAACCAGCGAGGAGCAACUUUUCUAUGCCAAGAAGCUUUAUGACUCCGCUUUCCACCCUGAUUCAGGGGAGAAGAUGAAUUUAAUAGGGAGAAUGUCAUUUCAAGUCCCUGGGGGAAUGGCUAUCACUGGCGGCAUGCUGCAGUUUUAUAGGACAGUCCCAGCUGUAGUUUUCUGGCAAUGGGUGAAUCAGUCUUUUAAUGCUUUUGUGAACUACACGAACAGGAAUGCUGCCAGCCCCAUCACUGUCAAGCAAAUUGGAGUCGCAUAUUUCACUGCUACCACCACUGCCUUGGCAACUGCUGUGGGACUCAAUCUUUACACCAAGAGAGCCCCGACCCUUGUGGCACGUUGGGUCCCUUUUGCUGCAGUAGCUGCUGCCAAUUGUGUGAAUAUCCCCUUGAUGAGGCAGCAGGAACUCAUUAAUGGAAUCACAGUGACAGAUGAGAAUGACAACGUUUUGGGCACGUCAAGGAGAUCUGCAAUCAAAGGGAUAGCUCAAGUGGUGGUUUCCCGUAUUGCCAUGGCCGCUCCUGGCAUGAUUGUGUUGCCUAUCAUCAUGGAGAGACUAGAAAAAUACCCUUUCAUGAAGAAAAUCCACGUUCUCCAUGCUCCAUUGCAAACAAUACUUGUUGGAGGAUUUCUCGUGUUCAUGGUCCCAAUUGGCUGUGCACUUUUCCCCCAAAGAAGCAAAAUUGCCGUUGCGCAUCUGGAGCCCGACCUGAGAGAAUCAAUUGUGGCCAAACAUGGGGACAAAGUGUCUUAUGUCUAUUUUAACAAAGGGUUAUAAGUGAUAACCAUCUGAACUUGUUGCCUCAUCCCACCUUGGAAUCAGUUUUCCCUGGAGAAGCGCCUAAGCAGUUGUGGCCAGGAAACAAGCUCAAAAUACUGCGGAAAAAUAAUCACUGCCUCUCUCCUUCUGCUCCCAGUGUUUAGGGAUGGGUUGUGUAGAUGGGCGCUCUUGAGCUCUUACCACCUACUUCUGUGCCGGGAAAUGGAUCUGGCCUUCAGUAUAAAGUUGUCAUUAACUUCUGCCUCUUGGCAAAUGAAGUAGAGUCUCCUGUGGUCAAUAAAACCAAAUCUUACACUGUGUUGUCAAAGGCUUUCAUGGCCAGAAUCACUGGGUUGCUAUGAGUUUUCCGGGCUGUCUAGCCGUGUUCCAGAAGCAUCUCUCCUGACGUUUUUCAUACAUCUGUGGCAAGCAUCCUCAGAGGUUGUGAGGUCUGUUGGAAACUAGGUAAGUGAGGUUUAUAUAUCUGUUCUUUUGGCUGCGAAAAAUUGUGGGGGAGUAUUUGAUUUUCCUUCUACGCUGCAGAGACGCAGAUACUAUCCCAUAAUUUCUCACAGCCAAAAGGGCAGAUAUGUAAACCCCACUUGCC